CCGGUGCGUAACGCGCCGUCGUGGUGUCAUUACGCACGCGGAGCUCUCCAAGAGGAACGGGACGCGCGAGGAGGAGAAGUCCGACUUUGAUGAAAACAAAAAAAAAAACGAGCUGCUGAGUUUGAGAUGAAAAAUCUGUGAAGGCUCUUCGUUGAUGAUUAGAUGAUUCUUCAGAGCGAGAUGUGAUUCUGGUUUUUGUCCAAGCGCCGCCCAUAAACAUCGGACCCUCCAUGACCGACCUCUGACCCUCACACACCAUGGACCUCCGUCAGCUACACUACGGGGUCAACGGGGGCGCUGGCCAAAACUCCAGAGCGGGUGAAGAUGAUGGGUUGAACUUUCUGAGUCAGGAGGAGCAGGAGUGCAUCCAGUUCUUCGAGGAGACUAUCGACUCGUUGGACGACAGUCUGGAGGAGAUUGACGGGAGAACAGCGCAGGUGAAACCCCCAACAACAAGCAGCAGCAGUGGUGGUCCUGUCUCAGAGGCUGAUGGACCUCCAACCUUGAGUCCAAAGCCUGGGGUCACUGUGUACUCCCUCUUGGCCAGACCUCCCAGUCCUAAAGACCUAGAUAUUAUUGACCUGGUCCGCCCAGAACCGGACUUGGUGCAAACCAGAGAGCCAAUCUUCAGUCCCACCAAUCCAGAUUUUCAGAGCAUGGUGCCAACCCCGGAAAGCCACUUUGAGAUAAAGCCAAGGCGUGAUCUGGUGGACAGCUUGCCUUCAGAGUACAACCCUCCCCUACCAAGUGGCAGCUAUGGACCAUCAGACAGCAACUCCUCCUACCACCCUCCAGGCUGUAUCCCCACCCCAGUCCUGAUUGCCCAAAAGAUAGCCGAGAACCAGGGAGAUGGAACCCCUAACGUCCUGCCCUCCACGCUCCUCCGCCGUUGCAGCCUGGAUUCUGAAAAGCUCCCAAGCAACAGCACCGAUCAUCACGUUAAACAGGGUCCACCUACCUCUGCUAAGCCUACCCGCUUUCCUGCUAACAUCAGCGUAAUCCUCGGCAACAAGGAGCACCAGAACCAGUCGCUGGCUAACGUGAGCAUCCACGAGAGACGGACGCAGAUGCUGGCAAAUCUAACAGGGUCGCACCCUCUGCUGCAGGUAGAACCUCAGCAGGCCGUGGAGCACAAGGAUCGAAAUGUUCCCACACGUAGCAUUUCCUUCAAGGACCCCUCACCAGACAAAUCCAGGAUGGAGGCACUGUCUAAGCUGGGCCUGACCAGGAAUCGAGCCAUGUCUGGGGGUAUGUCGCUCCUCGUCACCCCUAACAGCAACUCUUUGAGUCUCACAGGUGAAGAAACCAGUGCCAAACCUCUGGAGGCCAAUGUUCCUCCAACAACAGAAACCAGCACCAAAUUACCUGAAGCCAAUGUUAAGACACCACAUCAGAGCCAGAUUCUUGUGGACAGAAAAUCUGAGAUUCGGCGGGCAGAGUCCCUCAGAAGCAGCGAAGACAGAACCCCCCAACUGAGUCCUUCGUCUCCAGCCAUUACACAAACCAACUUCUAUCCACCUCCUUUGGAAAACAAAGCAUCUGUACCCCUUCCGUCUGAGGUCACCUCACUGGAAUUUAACAGCUAUGGAGGUAAAUCUAUCACGGUCCACCCGUCUCUUUCCUCCAGGAGCGAGCCUGCAACUUCACCAACUAGUCAUGAGCCCAAAAUCCUCCCACCAGCACUGGCUAACCCAAGUGAAUUCAACACCUACGGAGGAAAGACCAAAGUCAUGAACGCUGCUCCCGUAACUGUCACCAGGAGCGACCUUCCCGACAUCCUCAGCUCCCACAUCGACAAGAGUCAAACCUUGCCUGCCAGAUCAGAGCACACUGAGCUGAACAGUUAUGGAGGAAAGAGUCGAACCAUCAACCCCUCUGCCGGGUUGAAUCGCCCUUCAAACACUCCUGGAAAGAGCUUCAAAGCUCCAGCUCCAACUCCAGCCCCAAGACCUCCUCGGCACUCCUACCACGGUGUCACAUCCCAGAAAGCACAGCAGCGAGCCUUAUCGCCCGAACACGUAAAGCGGAGAUCCAACUUGAUGUUUCGGCCACAAGGCAUCACCGUGCAGUUUUCUGGACGGGGGGCAACGGACGAAUCACGCAGGGAGGCAUUGAGGAAACUGGGGCUGCUGAAAGACUCUUGAUACGCCUGUCGAGCCUGAAUCUCUGGUGUGUACCUGCUGGCUGG
This is a messenger RNA of Larimichthys crocea (large yellow croaker), 2188 nucleotides long. It is a transcript of the gene proser2, whose product is annotated as proline and serine rich 2. The record is from RefSeq and is a predicted model, not a curated record. Bases 258 to 2144 code for a protein of 628 amino acids. Lineage: Eukaryota; Metazoa; Chordata; Actinopteri; Sciaenidae. The transcript has 4 exons.